CCGACACCUAAAUGCUUCCGUCUAGAGCUGCCCACUGCUGGCGUAAACACUCAUUAUGAAAUAACAGUGGACGUGUUAUAGUGUAGCCGGUGUAUUUGUAAUUUAACAGGCUUUACAGAGGGUUCAGGAUGCAUUCGCGUAUGUUAUUCAAAGGCACAGCUGCAGCUAUUGCUGCGAGAAGGAUUCGCCAUAUACUGGGGCCCGUUUUGUCCAAAGAAGGUUGGAAGUGCAGCGCACAUGAGGUCAAACUCCUCAACACCUCGUCAGGAUUGUUUGUAAGUGGAUACUCCAGAUAUGAUAUACAGUGGGAAUUAACAAAGCGAGAAGUGGAAUAUGUUGCCCUGUCCAGAGAUACUACUGAGACUGAUCUCAAACAGCGCAGAGAGAUCCGGUCUGGAACUGCCUUUUACAUCGACCAGGAGCACACUAAAGAUGAGCUGGAUGCGUGGAAAAUCGUUCGGGUGAGUGAGGAUUUUCGAGUCAUUGCUCUAGGCCUGCCUGUUCCCCGAUACAAAGGAAACCCGCUGGAUCCACCUCUCCGCUCCCGCUUCCAGGCCAGAGACAUCUACUACCUUCCCUUCAAGGACCAGCUAGAGCAUCUAUACAGAAUUGGACCAAAUGUGCCUCCUGAAAGGGUGUCCCAGCUCUUGUCUUUGGCCACUACACUUUGUUCUCAAGAGUCUGCCAGCUUAAGUCUGCCUGAUUUCCCUAUGGACAAUCUUCCAUCUGCCCUCGCGGUUCUAAACCUGUUCCCCAUGCUGUCAGCGCAGCAGCUGGUCCAGAGGCUUUACCCGUACGAGGUCAUGCUGGGAAAUGAAGGCCGUACCGCCGUUGAAGGGGUGCUCCGUAGGUUUGAGUUGACUGAUGGGAGCACGAAACCUUCUCCGACUGCAGUGCUGAGCGUUGAGUCUGUGAUUGGAGAUCACGCAGGACAGGCAGCUAUCACCCUCAACAUAGCCAACCAGAACAUCACCUUUCAGGUUCCUUCAGGGACGCGGCCAAGUCGCCCACCCAACAGCAGUCCCGCGUUCAUCGGCACCCCCACCCACGACCGCUUGCUGGCCGAGAUGAUGCAGUCCCACCUCGUCAAAGACAUUUGUCUGAUCGGAGCCAAGGGUUGUGGCAAAUCCGUGAUUGCAAGGGAAUUUGCUGACAUGCUGGGCUACAGCAUUGAACCAAUUAUGCUUUAUCAGAAAAUGGUUGUCUCUCAGCUAUUGUCAAUUUGGUUGCUGCAUGACCGUGAGCUGGCUCUGUAUGACGGGACUCGACUACUGAGGUGGGACCGUUACCAGACUCUAAAAGACGAGCUACAGCUCACAGACCAGGAGCUGCAAGACAGAUCCAUCUUCCCAGUCCAUCCGUCAUUCCGGAUCAUCGCUUUAGCGGAGCCGCCUCAGGUCGGGAGCACCACGCAGCAGUGGCUCGGCCCGGAGAUCCUCACCAUGUUCCUCUUUCACACCGUCAAACCACUGGCCAAGGCUGAGGAAACGGCUGUUAUCCAGGGCAUGAUCCCAAAUGUUCCCAAAGAAGCAGUGGAGCAGCUGCAACACCUGACUCACAGUCUGAGAAAAUCCAACGAUCCUACGGCCCUGUCUCUUGCUUCUUCGUUGUCCACCAGGCAGCUGCUGAGAAUCUGUCGGCGUCUUUCUCAGUAUCCACAGGAGAGUGUUGCUCACGCUGUGAACAAAGCCUGUCUGUCCAGGUUUCUGCCCAGCCUGGCUCGCUCGGCUCUUCAGAAGAGUCUGGUGAACUGCUCAAUAGAGGAUCAGCCUGACCCAGCAUCAGAACAGAGUCAUCUCUACACCUGCACAGUAAAAGAUGGACUUCUGACCAUAGGGAACGUCUCGGCUCCUGUGUACAGCACUGAUGAGAAGAUGAAGGUCCCGGAUGUGCUCUUUUAUGAGAACGUUCAGCACAUGAUGGUGAUGCAGGACAUGCUGAAGGACUUCCUGUUGGGGGAACACCUGCUUCUUGUGGGCAACCAGGGCGUUGGGAAAAACAAGAUUGUUGAUCGAUUCUUGCAUCUGAUGAACAGACCAAGAGAAUAUCUUCAGCUUCACAGAGACACUACAGUCCAGACUUUAACACUGCAGCCCUCUGUGAGAGAUGGCAUCAUCAUCUAUGAAGACUCUCCAUUGGUUAAAGCUGUGAAGAUGGGUCAUAUCCUGGUAAUAGAUGAAGCUGAUAAAGCUCCCACAAAUGUCACCUGUAUCCUGAAGACAUUGGUGGAGAGUGGAGAGAUGAUCCUGGCAGAUGGAAGAAGAAUAGUGUCAGAUCCACUGGAAGCAGCCGGAAGGCCUAAUGCCAUUCCCAUGCAUCCAGACUUUCGUAUGAUUGUUUUAGCAAACCGACCUGGCUUUCCGUUUUUGGGAAAUGACUUCUUUGGAGCACUUGGGGACAUAUUUAGCUGCCAUGCAGUGGACAACCCCAAACCUCAGGCUGAGUUUGCCAUGCUGAAGCAAUAUGGGCCUGACGUUCCUGAUGCAAUCCUCCAGAAACUGGUGGCUGCAUUCGGAGAGCUCCGGGCCAUGGCUGACCAGGGAACAAUCACCUACCCCUACUCUACACGAGAAGUGGUCAACAUCGUAAAACACCUGCAGAAAUUUCCAGAAGAGGGCCUGGCCAACGUGGUGAGGAAUGUGUUUGACUUUGACUCCUAUAACAAGGACAUGCGUGAGGUACUGAUCACAGCGCUGCACAAGCACGGCAUUCCCAUCGGAGCCAAACCCACCAGCGUGCACCUGGCCAAGGAGUUACCAUUGCCAGACUGUAAGAUGGCGGGUUACUGGACCAUCAAUCAGGGUGGAAGUACACGACGAAAGCUGCUGUGUCCAACAGAGUCCCAUCGGAUAGAUGUCAAGGGCCCUGUGUUUCUGCGGGUUCAGAGUUAUCCUUCUGAGAGGCACGAGUCCAGAUCUAUGAGCUUCACCGAGGAACAGGCUCACUGGCAGAUUCCCAUGAACGAGGUCAACAUCGUCUGCGACGUCAUCACUGCUAACGAUUCCAUUUAUGUGGCCACAUGUAACCCUGUAUCGCUGUAUGCUAUGAAGGAGAAAGGAGACUCCGUCCAGUGCAUUGAGCUCUAUGACCUCUUCCCCCGGACCAUCAGUGGAGUCUGGCAGCCUUUUGUCUCUGUGGCGGCACUGGGCAAUCCGCUGCAGGACCAGGUGGUGCUCCAUGAAGAACAGGGAAAUACAGUGCUGCAUCUGGACCUGGUGACCGGUGCUGUGAGGAGACUGGUCCUGUCUCAGGACAAACAGGAGGAGCCACCACGCAAGACCUCAAACUGGUGGAGCAACAAAGAGAGUCAGCCAGCAUACAAAAUGUGCAAGGAGUUUGCCCACAAGAACUGGCUUCUCUUCUACAAAGAAAACGGGAGUCAGCUGGAUGUUGUUGAUGUGCUAGAAGGUCAGGUUCACACCAUCUCCCUCCCCAUCAAUCUCAAAGCUGUGUUCCUGGUGGCUGAAGACCGCUGGCUUCUUGUUGAGAGCAAGACUGACAGGAAGUUCCUGUUGACAAAGCCCAUGCACAUGGGUGCAGAGGACACGGGAGUGUGCCAGCUGCAUGCCAUCAGUGAAGACGCUGUUAACACUGGCUUUGGCACCAGCUCAGGGAUGGAAGCCACAGCUCCUCAGGAGGUAUCGAAUGAGCAGCUGCCCAAUGAGAACCUCAGCACUGCCCUGGGCCAGAAGAUCGUCUCUCCCAACCGCAUCCUCUGUGACACUAACACCUAUGCUAAUGUUAUCGUGGGCUUCCCAGACCUCAUGUCCCCUAACGAAGUGUACAGCUUUACGAGAUCUUCGCCCAUAACAGAGGGUCGGGGACCUGAUAUGUUUUUUGGGUCAAGUAAGCAAACCGGGCCAGCAAAGAGGGUCAACUGUGUCUGUCUGUUAAGUGCUAAUCAAGUGGUCCGAGCUCUGCCCCCUUCACAAGUCCCACUGACUGAGAUCUACCCCAAAGAUGUCACACCACCCAUGACUGUUGCUUACCUGGAAGUGACAGACCUUAACUCUAAAAAGCUCAAAUACAUUCCAGUGCCGAGGAGCAGCUCGAUGUCUCCAUACACCGUGUGGAUCUCAAAGGUCUCAGACACAGAUGUAGUGAUGGCUCCUCUGAGCUCUGGUGGGGUGGUGACUGUGGACAUGGGAGGCUACGUCAGACUAUGGGAAACAGGCCUGGACAACCUGCAGCGCUCUCUGCUGGAGUGGAGGAACAUGAUCGGAGCAGAGGAUGGCAGGCCAAUCCAGAUCACCAUUCAGAGAGACAGUGGACAAGAUGUCAGCUCCCCCAAACACGGCAAGAUUGACCCCAGAAAUGCCCCUCAUGUAGGGGGGAACCAGUGGGCUGGAGGCACAGGCGGCAGAGAUACAGCGGGUCUUGGCGGGAAAGGAGGCCCCUACCGUCUGGACGCCGGACACAAAGUUUACCAGAUUUCUCAGGCGGAGAAAGACGCCGUGCCUGUUGAGGUGAAGAGAGCAGCACGGGAGAUGGCUGAGAAGGUUUUUAAGCAGAGGCUCAAGGAAAUUGAGAUGAGUGAGUAUGAUGCCAGCACGUACGAGCGUUUCUCAGGAGCGGUCAGACGACAGGUCCAGUCGCUCCGCAUCAUUCUGGAUAGUCUGCAGGCUAAAGGGAAGGAGAGGCAGUGGCUGAGGAAUCAGGCUCUGGGUGAGCUAGACGAUGCUAAGAUCAUUGACGGCCUGACAGGAGAGAAAGCCAUUUAUAAACGCAGAGGAGAGCUGGAGCCAGAGUUGGGGUCUCCUCAGCAGAAGCCGAAGCGUUUACGUUUGCUAGCGGACGUCUCUGGCAGCAUGUAUCGCUUUAAUGGCGUGGACGGCCGUCUGGAGCGCUCCAUGGAAGCUGUGUGUAUGGUGAUGGAGGCUCUUGAGAGCUACGAGCACAAGUUUAAGUAUGAUAUUAUGGGGCACUCUGGAGACGGGUUUGACAUAGAACUGGUCAGAUGUGACAAAGUGCCCAAGAACAACAAGGAGAGGCUGAAGGUUUUGAAGACCAUGUAUGCCCACUCGCAGUUCUGCAUGAGCGGAGACUACACGCUGGAGGGCACCGAACACGCCAUGAAGGAGCUGGCGCAUGAAGAAGCCGACGAGCAUUUCGUCAUCGUGCUGAGCGACGCCAACCUGGAGCGCUACGGGAUCAGCCCCGACCGGUUCGCACGUGCCCUCACCAGUAACCCGCAGGUCAAUGCCUUCGCCAUCUUCAUCGGUUCCCUAGGAGAUCAGGCGGACAGACUCCAGAGGACUCUGCCGGCCGGACGAUCUUUUGUCGCCAUGGACACCAAGCAGAUCCCCCAAAUCCUUCAGCAGAUUUUCACAUCCACCAUGCUGUCCAGUGCCUGAGAGAACUCCAGUUGGGCGAAUCGCACUGAAAUUGGCAUGUCACUGAUGACAAGGAGCAACAAGUCGAAUCUCAUGAUAAAAAUUUCACUGGAAAA
This is a messenger RNA of Sinocyclocheilus grahami, 5449 nucleotides long. RefSeq names its product von Willebrand factor A domain containing 8 (gene vwa8). Gene Ontology annotation, cellular component: cytoplasm. Lineage: Eukaryota; Metazoa; Chordata; Actinopteri; Cypriniformes; Cyprinidae. The transcript is spliced from 43 exons. The record is from RefSeq and is a predicted model, not a curated record. Gene Ontology annotation, molecular function: ATP hydrolysis activity; ATP binding. The coding region runs from base 129 to 5354 and encodes 1741 amino acids.